AUGUCUGGUGCCAGGAACUUCACAGCUGCUUUGCGGCGGGCCCGAGUGCCUCGUCCUCGUCUUGCCAUUCGCCCUACCCAAUCCAUCACACCCUUGACUGCACGCACCUUCAGCGCCGGCGCCACUCGCAACUCUGACUCCCGACAGAUCAAGUUCACCAGCGACGCCUACCCCAACCUCAAGCGCAAUCCCAACUUCGCCGAAAUCUCCGCCGACGAUGUUGCUCACUUCAAGGAGCUGCUGGGCUCCCAGUCAGCCGUGAUUGAUGGCGUGACCGCCGACGCAACCGACGAUAUCGAACCCUUCAACAGCGACUGGAUGCGCAAGUACCGUGGCCACACCCGGCUUGUUCUGAAGCCUCAAAAUGCUCAGGAGGUCAGCAAGGUGCUGAAAUACUGUAACGAGCGCAAAUUGGCUGUUGUGCCCCAGGGUGGAAAUACCGGUCUGGUCGGUGGCUCCGUGCCGGUCUUCGAUGAGAUCGUCAUCAACACUUCGCGCAUGAACCAGAUCCGCUCUUUCGAUCCUGCCUCGGGUGUGCUGGUCGCAGAUGCUGGAGUUAUCCUCGAAGUGGCUGAUCAAUACCUGGCCGACCGCCAGCACCUGUUCCCUCUGGACCUCGGUGCUAAGGGCUCCUGCCACAUCGGUGGAAAUGUCUCUACCAACGCUGGUGGUCUUCGUCUCCUCCGCUACGGUAGUUUGCACGGCAGUGUGCUCGGCCUCGAGGCAGUCCUGCCGGACGGGACUAUUGUCGAUGCCCUGUCGACCCUCCGCAAAAACAACACUGGCUACGAUCUUAAGCAGCUGUUCAUCGGCUCCGAGGGCACCAUUGGCCUUGUAACUGCUGUCUCUAUCCAGUGCCCCCCUCGCCCCAAGGCGGUCAAUGUGGCUUACUUCGGUCUCGAGAGCUUCGAGCAGGUCCAGCAGGCCUACCUUGCGGCCAAGGGCCAGCUCUCGGAGAUUCUGUCUGCGUUCGAGCUGAUGGACGGUCGCAGCCAGAAAUUGGUUAUUGAAUCUACCGGUAACAAGCACCCUCUCGAGGGUGAGUACCCCUUCUACUGUCUGGUCGAGACUAGUGGUUCCAACGCCGAGCACGACAUGGCCAAGUUGGAGUCUUUCUUGGAGAGCGUGAUGGGUGAUGGCAUUGUUGCCGACGGUGUCCUGGCCCAGGAUGAGACCCAAUUCCAGGCUUUGUGGCGCUGGCGGGAGGGUAUCACUGAGUCGCUCAGCCACCUGGGUGGCACCUACAAGUACGAUGUGUCUAUCCCGUUAGCGGAUCUAUACAAGCUUGUGGAGGACUGCAGGGCUCGCCUGACAGAAAAGGGACUUGUUGGUGAUGAUGAUUCCUUCCCCGUUCGUGCUGUUGUCGGUUACGGUCACAUGGGCGACUCCAACUUGCACUUGAACGUUUCCGUGCGACAGUACAGCAAGGAAGUGGAGAAGGCGAUCGAGCCCUGGGUGUAUGAGUGGAUCCAGAAGCGCCAGGGCAGUAUUAGUGCUGAGCAUGGACUUGGCGUGGCCAAGCGGGAGUUCAUUGGCUACAGCCAGAAUGAGACGAUGGUGAAGCUCAUGAAGCAGCUCAAGAACCUCUAUGAUCCGAAUGGGAUCAUGAACCCGUACAAGUACAUCUAG
Molecule: messenger RNA, 1629 nt
Organism: Penicillium paradoxum
Lineage: Eukaryota; Fungi; Ascomycota; Eurotiomycetes; Eurotiales; Aspergillaceae
Product: FAD-binding oxidoreductase
Exons: 2
Coding region: 1-1629 (542 amino acids)
Cellular component (GO): mitochondrion
Molecular function (GO): catalytic activity; FAD binding
Source: RefSeq, a predicted model, not a curated record